This is a messenger RNA of Gracilinanus agilis (Agile Gracile Mouse Opossum), 1004 nucleotides long. It is a transcript of the gene PLVAP, whose product is annotated as plasmalemma vesicle associated protein. The annotation marks the transcript as partial. The transcript has 4 exons. Gene Ontology annotation, biological process: regulation of vascular permeability; positive regulation of cellular extravasation. Lineage: Eukaryota; Metazoa; Chordata; Mammalia; Didelphimorphia; Didelphidae. Gene Ontology annotation, cellular component: caveola. The record is from RefSeq and is a predicted model, not a curated record.
UGCUUUCCUCUUCCCAGAUUCAGAACCAGAACUAUAUAAACUAUAUUAUUGCCAUCAUAAGGAGUGAAGCCCUCUGUCAAGAAACCCUCCUAAAGGACAAGCAGAACUGUACAGCCCAGAUCCGGGCCCUUGAAGAGAAGGCCAAGUUGGCACAGUUACAGCAGGAAUCCCUGAAGAUAGCCUGCAACAAGGACAAGGAGGCCUUGCUAGCAGAGAAGGUGAAAAUUGAGGCUGAGAAUAAAAAAUGCAAUAUGGAAAAGUUAAGUCUCUUUGGUGAACACCAGCUGGUAGUCAAUGAACUCCAGCAAGUCCGAGACUUGUGUGCUAGACUAGACAAGGACCAGCUCUCUGCCAAGGUGGAGCAGAUAUGGAGGGAAUCCCUGCUCUACAGGAACUUGGACAGCAUACCCUUCUACUACUCCCCUGAGGUUGAGAAGGUCAUGCGUCACUGCCGGGAGCUGCCCAGGAUUGUGUUGGACAGGAUCGAGAGCCUCGCCAGGGAACUGAAGGCAGGCAUCGAUCAGGUAACCCGGGAGAACGCUGAGCUGCAGCGUCAGAAGGAGGCCAAUGCAAAGAGCUUGGUAACCUGUAAGGAGGAGAAGGAGAAGGCCACCAAAGAAACCCAGGAAAGGCUGCAGAAACUCCAAGAAGAUUGUGUCAAACAAGGCCGGCUAGCCUUGGAAGAGAAGGCUGCCUUGCAGAGAGAGAAAGAGGCCUUGAUCAAGGAAAUUGAGCAGAAGAAGGGAGAGCUGAUCCUGGUCAAGGGGCAACUGGACAUCAACAAGGCCACCCUGGAUACCUGCAUCAAGACCAAGGCCCAAGGUUUACCAACCAUACAGCGACCCCCCGGACCUGCUGUUAGCCCGACUCGUAUUGACCCUGCUGGCCUAGAAGAAUUCAAGAAGAAGGUGCUGGAGCUUUAUCAGAAGGCUAAUGUGCCUCCUGGAAACCCAGCCAGGUGAGCUCUUGGUCACGGGUAGGCUCUGCUCACAAUAGCAUGUGUA